This is a messenger RNA of Betta splendens (Siamese fighting fish), 969 nucleotides long. RefSeq names its product myosin, light chain 12, genome duplicate 2 (gene myl12.2). Gene Ontology annotation, cellular component: cytoplasm. The record is from RefSeq and is a predicted model, not a curated record. The transcript has 4 exons. Gene Ontology annotation, molecular function: calcium ion binding. NCBI's taxonomy places the organism in Eukaryota, Metazoa, Chordata, Actinopteri, Anabantiformes, Osphronemidae. Bases 172 to 690 code for a protein of 172 amino acids.
GGAUGUUGGAUCCUCCAGCUCGGCUCUGAUUGGUCAGUUUGGGAAACAGGAAAUCAAACAUUGAUUUUUCCCGUUGUCCUCCUGUGGAUGCUCUUGCAACUCAGUGCUUCGAUAUUUGGAUUUCUCUGCUAAAGUCACUAUUUUUCUAAGGAGGAGAGACCUGCUGCCAACAUGUCGAGCAAAAGAGCCAAGGGGAAGAACACCAAGAAGCGUCCUCAGCGCGCCACCUCCAAUGUGUUUGCUAUGUUUGAUCAGUCACAAAUCCAGGAGUUCAAGGAGGCGUUCAACAUGAUCGACCAAAACAGGGAUGGCUUCAUUGACAAAGAGGACCUCCAUGACAUGCUGGCCUCAUUAGGUAAGAACCCAACGGACGAGUACCUGGAGGCCAUGAUGAAUGAAGCACCAGGUCCCAUCAACUUCACUAUGUUCCUGACCAUGUUCGGAGAGAAGCUGAACGGCACAGACCCUGAAGACGUGAUCCGUAACGCGUUUGCCUGCUUUGAUGAAGAAGGCACAGGUGUGAUUCAGGAGGAGUACCUGCGGGAGCUGCUCACUACGAUGGGUGACAGGUUUACAGACGAAGAAGUGGAUGAGGUCUUCCGUGAGGCUCCGAUUGACAAGAAAGGCAACUUUAACUAUGUAGCAUUCACACGCAUCUUAAAGCACGGUGCAAAAGACAAAGACGAUUAGAGACAAAAGCAGCAAUGGACACGUUUAUUUCCUGUAGAUUAUUGUGGAUUUCCAAUCUUAUUGAUACAGCUACAUCCUGUAACUUGAUUCUUGACAGAGCUGCACUGUGGUAAAGCCUAAUGAAGGUCAUUCAUUUAAGCUGCUUGUUGGACCAUGUGUGUGGACCCUUCUCUACCUGUCACCUCUCGCCCCUGAAACUCACUAGGGUCUCUAUAAGUGAUGAUGUAUGUAAAGAUCCCAUGUAUAAGGCUGAAAAUAAACUGAGACUGUAAUAUUUGA